GUGGAAGAGCUGCGGGAAAAUAGAUUGAUAUCAGGUCUGUUUGCUCUGUUUGUCCGUUCUUGGCAUAAUGGUCCGAGCUCCCUUCCACUCCGCUCCACCCCAAGGCAAUGACGUCUUGGCAAUAUCAUGUCUCAACGGCAACUGCUAUUUCCAGUGCAAAACCUCAAGACCGUUUCCAGCUUUUUUAUACUACGCACAUUGGUAUAUAAGGAAAACUACAUUCAAGAUGUGUGGCCGGUAUGCCAUGGGUAUUCGCCUCGCGUUCAUCCGAAACCAAUUACAACAACGUGGCCAUCCUGUGGAUGAGGCCGCAGAUGACGAUGACGUGAGGCAAACUUACAACUUUGCCCCUGGGAGUUACGGCGCGGUUUAUCGCGCAGACGCUUCUGAUCACGGUGGCGCUGUUGGUUCCCAGGACGAUGACACCGGCAGCAAUGAGCAAGUGGAAGAUCAAGGGGCAAAUGAUGGCUCUACGAAGACAACAGAGCGCAGAACUCAUUAUAAACUUCAAAGCAUGAAAUGGGGUUUAAUACCAUUUUGGACCAAAAGGUCCCCUGAUUACGGCUCCAUGCUGAAAACAAUCAACUGUCGCGACGAUUCUUUAAUCGAGGAUAGGGGAAUGUGGACGUCAAUGAAGAAAAAGAAGCGCUGUGUUGUAGUCUGUCAAGGCUUUUACGAAUGGCUGAAAAAGGGACCCGGUGGGAAAGAGAAAGUUCCCCACUAUGUCCGACGAAAGGACGGCGAUUUGAUGUGUUUCGCGGGUCUGUGGGACUGUGUUCAGUAUGAAGGCUCUGAUGAGAAACUCUACACGUACACUAUAAUUACCACUGAUUCGAAUCCCUAUCUUAAGUUUCUUCAUGAUCGAAUGCCUGUCAUUCUCGAUCAAGGUAGCCCUGAAAUGGCUACAUGGCUGGAUCCCCAUCGCGUGACUUGGUCAAAGGAACUCCAAUCCAUCCUCAAACCGUACGAAGGGGAGCUCGAGUGCUACCCCGUCAGCAAAGAAGUAGGGAAAGUAGGAAACAAUUCUCCAGACUUCAUUAUCCCAGUAAACAGCAAGGAGAAUAAAAGCAACAUUGCGAACUUUUUCGCCAGUGCUGGGAGCAAAGGCAAGCCUGGACAGAAAUCCCAAAUUCGCGAUAUCAGCAAAUCUAGCGGUGAAAAACCAGGAGCAAAGAAUGUUUCAGCGCUUGAUCAAGAGAGCAAAGUAAAGAAAGAAGAAGAAGAGGGUAACAAAGAUGCAAUAUAUUUGACUUCGUUCAAGUCAGAUUCCGAUGCCCCAUCCGCUUCGCAAACCCCGGCGGUCAAACGAAAACGGGGAUCUCCGAAGGCUGCUGAGGACACUGAUGUGACUGCCAAACUCCCCAAGAUAACGCAAUCAGACUCUGUGCAGCCAUCUCCUAAGAAAGAUGUUAUCCACUCCCCCACAAAGCCCAUUGGUAGAAAAAUGAGGAGUGCCACAAGCAACGGGUCAACUCCUAAGCAGGGGGGUGCCAAAAGGACGACAAGCGGGACGCAACGAAUUACUAGUUUCUUCAAAAAAUAACGAUGCUGGAAAGGGCCGGCCGCAUUCUCAGUUGUCUUCUUCAUUCGCUUUGUUUACUAUGAUACCAUUUGGAACCUGUACAUUUGUCUCUACUGCCUACGGAUCAAUUACAUAUAUUAAUGUCGACAUAUUGCUGAUUCUUUUCAACUUCAAUGAAAUUUUUACAAAUAUUUGCUUCGAUGGAGUUCUUUCUUAUUGACAUCGUGGGAUAUUUGACUCUAAAUGCACAUACAUAAAGCCUCAGUAUAAAAGUUGUGGACUUUUGGAGAUGGCGCAGAAAGGGAUGCUUCUUUAGCGUGUUCUCAUCACCGGAAUAUGUGAAGUGAAGGGCGGAACCGGAACAGGGACUAAACCGUACAUAGCUGCCCACUAUGGCGGAAGAAGAGAAGACCAAAGUUGCCGCAAAGAACCUGGUUUUGUCAGCUACUGGGGCAAAAGAGCUCAACCACCACCAGCUAACACUGGAGGAAGAGGGGCUGAAUACACACAGGAGAGCUAGCCUUGGUUGACAGGUUUAUGCCCGCGUUUGAUUUUAAGCUUUGUUGUCUUGUACCCGCCCCCGCUGCUGUCAUUUUCACAUGUGUACGCUGGAUAUUUGUUUCUUCACGAAUUCUCUAAUGAUCUUUAUUAUGUUGGUAACGUGCUAUGUUCUGGGUUUCAUGAAAGAAAUCCACUAAUUGAGCCACUCGUCGCCUGCGCCCACCAAAAGCAGCAGCUUAAGUGGUUAUAUAGUAGUCUAAACAGGUUGCACUCUGGCCCAUUCUGUCAGUGGGUUGACAAAGACAUCACAGG
Molecule: messenger RNA, 2335 nt
Organism: Blastomyces gilchristii SLH14081
Lineage: Eukaryota; Fungi; Ascomycota; Eurotiomycetes; Onygenales; Ajellomycetaceae
Product: DUF159 domain-containing protein
Exons: 3
Coding region: 68-1543 (491 amino acids)
Biological process (GO): DNA damage response
Molecular function (GO): single-stranded DNA binding
Source: RefSeq, a predicted model, not a curated record